AUGGGUUUUAGAGACCUUAGAGUGUUCAAUGAUGCUCUUCUGGGUCGGCAAGCUUGGAGACUGGUUCGUGAGCCUCACUCGCUUCUGGCGCGAGUCAUGAAAGCUAAGUAUUACUCCAAUUUUGAUUUUCUAGAUGCCCCUCUUGGAGUUUCUACUAGCUAUACAUGGAGUAGUAUAUGGAGUUCGAAGGCCCUUUUAAAAGAAGGCAUGGUGUGGCGAAUUGGAAAUGGUACGAAUGUACGCAUUUGGGAGGAUCCUUGGCUACUUGAUGAAUUGGGGCGUUUUAUCACUAGUGAGAAACAUGGUGACCUGACUAUGGUUAGUGAGCUCAUUGAUUUUGAUCGAAUGGAGUGGAAGGUGUCUCUAAUUGAAGCACUUUUUAAUGAUAGAGACAUAAAGUGUAUUUUGAGCAUUCCCUUGAGUUCCAUCCCGAUGAAAGAUGAAUUGACAUGGGCUUUCACAAAUGAUGCACAUUACUCGAUGGAGGUAAGUCCGAAAGUUAAACACUUCCUUUGGCGUUUAUGCACUAAUACCUUGCCGGUUCGCAGUUUACUUAAACACCGACACAUGCUUGAUGCUGACGAGUGCCCCCGCGGCUGUGGUGAACCAGAAACGCAGUCUCAUGCAAUUUUUGGUUGUCCAUUUCUUCGUGACCUAUGGGUGGAUAGUGGAUGUGAAAGGUUUCGAACUUUGAUCUCUGCUACAUCUUUGUUUGAAGGACUUGCUAACUCCCAGGGCAUGGAUGAAGGAGUGCGCACUAAAGGAGCUUUUUUGGCUUGGGUUUUAUGGAGUGAGAGGAAUGCUCUUGUGUUUAACGCUGUCACAACGCCUCCUCCCUUUUGCUGGCGCGUGUGGCUCGGUUGGUGGAAGAACACGGUUCCUAUACUGCCAGGAUCUAUUCUCCUCGCAACAGCCUUGCUCCCUCAAGCCCCCGAGUCUGGGCUGCACCUCCGACGGAAGUAA
Messenger RNA from Beta vulgaris subsp. vulgaris (sugar beet), 963 nucleotides. RefSeq lists its product as uncharacterized. The transcript has 2 exons. The record is from RefSeq and is a predicted model, not a curated record. Lineage: Eukaryota; Viridiplantae; Streptophyta; Magnoliopsida; Caryophyllales; Amaranthaceae. The coding region runs from base 1 to 963 and encodes 320 amino acids.